AUGCAAGGUAACUUGAUCAUCGGUCUCCUCUUCGCCAUCCUCCUUAUUGUGGGUGGAAUUGGGUGGGCAGUCUAUUGCUGGUACAGCAGACAUGUAAGCAUCGGAAUCAUGUUUAGCCAGGCGCAUCAACGAGUGAAUCGGGAUCGGCAGCAUGCCGGAGUUGAUCUUGAGAGAGGUGAUGGUCUCCGAGUCCAUAUCCCUCGAUAUACGGGCUAUGGCUGGCAACGGCCGCGAUAUGCUACUAGAGAGCCGGGCUUGCCACAGCCUGACUACGUUCUCCUUCGUCGGGUUGGUGGUGACCACAGCCCAGACCGUCCUGUAUCAAAAUCCAACCUUUCCAACCACAACCGAAAUAAUCAUGAAGGUCACAACCAGUCACAACAGCAGUCACCACAAUCACCUCAAUCGCCACCCCAGCAACUGCAAAAAAAUAAACCAAAACAGAAACAAUCAAAGCAAAAGCAGAAAUCGAGAAGCAAUAACACUGGGAACAACAACAACCAACAACCAAAGGGAAAAAAGAACAACAAGUGGGCCAAGAACAAUAACAGGCAGAAUGGCCAUGCCAAUAAUCAUGAUCGAUCCUCUACUCAGAGAUGGGAUGGACAUUCGAACAAUAACGACAAAGAUAAGGGCAACAGAGAUCGCUGGGACGAUCAACCCCAGUUGAAUAACCGGAGUAAUCAAAACCAGAACCAGAACCAGAACCAGAACCAGAACAAUAAACAGCACGUUGAAACACAUGACCAAAUUGACUGGAACAACGACAUACAUCCUCACAAAGACGAAGCCUUGGAAAGCCGCGGUCGAAGGUCAGGGAGAAGUUACCAGUAUGGAUCGAAUGGCAACCGAAAGGCUCGCAGCGGCAGCCCUCAGAAGGAUUGGGACCAUCGGUCAGGAAGUGGCUGGAAUGGGGUAACGAGGAGCAAAAGCCGAAAUGGAAGCAUACAUGACUACAGCAAACGAAAUUUAAGCCCUGUUAAAGAUGACUGGCAUGUUGCAGAUGAGGAUGAUCCUUGGGCCCCCGAGAGGAAAGCCGCACAGGGCAACGCAUGGGAUGAUUACGAUAACAGGAACGUUUACGCGACAAAUAAUGGAGAGACCACUAAAUGGUAG
This is a messenger RNA of Penicillium macrosclerotiorum, 1116 nucleotides long. RefSeq lists its product as uncharacterized. Bases 1 to 1116 code for a protein of 371 amino acids. NCBI's taxonomy places the organism in Eukaryota, Fungi, Ascomycota, Eurotiomycetes, Eurotiales, Aspergillaceae. The record is from RefSeq and is a predicted model, not a curated record. The transcript has a single exon.